Messenger RNA from Mizuhopecten yessoensis (Yesso scallop), 1695 nucleotides. RefSeq names its product membrane progestin receptor beta-like. The transcript is spliced from 2 exons. Gene Ontology annotation, molecular function: signaling receptor activity. Lineage: Eukaryota; Metazoa; Mollusca; Bivalvia; Pectinida; Pectinidae. Gene Ontology annotation, cellular component: membrane. The coding region runs from base 578 to 1561 and encodes 327 amino acids. The record is from RefSeq and is a predicted model, not a curated record.
GUAUACUAGUAUCAUUGGUCUCGUAAAUGAGCCCAAGCGUAAUCGGAUUGUAACCUGCUUGCGAGUACUAUAUAUGGCACGUGUAUAUGGUAACGUUCAAACUAUAUUAUGCAUCCUAGAUCGAUCAAAUACACGCCUUGUUUUAACGCACAUAGUUAGUAUAUAAAAGACGAACUUAAAUUGGACUUAAUUUAUGAAGAUGUGACACACGUGUGUGGCCCUAGCGAAGCGCCAUUAGCGUGUGUGUUGUAUGUGUGUUUAUAGUACGAAUAGUGUCGGAGUAGAAUGUACAUUAUUAAUGUGCAUUGUAUUUGUGCAGAUCGCGAUCAAUAUCACUAUUCCCUCGUCUGAUUACGAAACAUACAUUUGUAGCUUCCUUGUUCGCGGAAGGGCGUACAAUGAGUUAAAAAGUUAGGGUUUCCAGCUUCAUCUUCCGUCCAGACAGCCAAAUGUAGCCUCGUCCAACAACGGGUCCACCAGUGUUGGGUCUAGAGGGUUUUGUUUGGAUUCGAGUUGUGUCUGAAUUUGGAGCUUUCUAGAGAAGUAGUACUGAGGGAAACAGUCAGACUCCGACAGUAUGUUAGUAUCUCUCGUCCCCACAACCUCAAGGAAGAGUGUUCCGGAAGUUUUCCACCUGUCACAUGUGGAGACCGGAUUCCGCACUCCUCACCAGCCAUGGAGCUACUAUGUCUACAGCUUCUUCCAAAAACACAACGAAUGUCUGAACUGCUGGACACACCUACUGGGCAUGUGCAUGGCUCUGAACAGGGCCACAGAGUUUGCACAGAACCACAGCCUGCUCGGAGAUCCCCACAUGUGGCCCCUGACGGCUGGUCUGAUCACGAUGGUACUGAUGUACCUGUGCAGUACGAUCGCUCACUGCUUCUCCAACAGGUCAGAACUCGUGCACUACACAGCCUUUAUGAUUGACUAUGCGGGUAUCGGACUGUUCGGAGUCGGGAGUGUUAUCCUUCACCACCAUUACUGCCAUGACGACGCCUGGGUGAACUCGUGGCUCCAGACCAACGCCGUGGUAGUGAGUGUGGUCAUGGGUAUGCUGGUGUGUCUGUGCUGUAGCGCGAGUAGCUUUCUAUACGAGCCACCCUACCCUUUCGCGCGGACAUUGUUGCAGAUAUCGGCCGUUGUGACCAUCUACCUUUGGAACAGUGUGCCGAUUGUGCUAAGGCUCUUCCAGUAUCUCGGGGCAGGUCUGUGGCACUCCAGUCUGGAUCACCACAUACAACAGAUGAUCUGGUUCGCUGUGGCAGGAUUCUUCUUCAGCUCUGACAUUCCUCAACGCUUCUUUCCAGGGAAGUUUGACUUUCUCGGCCACAGUCAUCAGAUAUUUCAUCUUUGUAUCAUAAUGGUUACAGAAAAACAGCUGGACGGCAUCACCCAUGAACUGGAACGGCUCGGCACAAAGUUCGCAACCAUGGCCCUGCCCACUUUUUGGAACAGUAUAGGAGCGGUUAUACUAGCGAUAAUAUUUAAUGGUAUAGUGGUUGUUUUUUGCCACAUAUAUGUCAGGGAUAUGUUAGCAAAAGAGAAAAAGAAGGACUAACAUAAUUUAUGGAAAAAUGCCGUGAUAUUUUACAUUUUUCGUUGUAAUUGUGAUAUUAUGCAAUUUUUGUUACACAUUCUCACUUGGUAUAUAUUUAUAGUUGAUGUAAUACGUUUGAUAAAGAUUUACUCAUA